This is a messenger RNA of Monoraphidium neglectum, 1914 nucleotides long. RefSeq lists its product as hypothetical. The record is from RefSeq and is a predicted model, not a curated record. The transcript has 4 exons. The coding region runs from base 1 to 1914 and encodes 637 amino acids. NCBI's taxonomy places the organism in Eukaryota, Viridiplantae, Chlorophyta, Chlorophyceae, Sphaeropleales, Selenastraceae. Gene Ontology annotation, molecular function: crossover junction DNA endonuclease activity.
AUGCGCUGCUUCGCGCCAAAGCCGGCGUCUCUGCCGCCGGCAGCGGCGUUGCGUGCGGUGCGGGCUCAGGCCGUGCGGGCAGGGCAGGCGGCUUCAGUGGUUGCCGCAGUCGCCGCCUCACCCGUGGGCAGCAGCCUCGAGCCAGUGCCUGCUGCAGCAGCCUCGAGGCGCCGCUCCGGUGCAGAGGUGGGCGCCGCGGCCGUCCUGGAGGCUGUCAGCAGUGCCGCAGCCAGCAGCGUCAGCAUUGUUACCACCAACGGCAGUGUCAGCAGCAAAACAUGCAGCAGCAUCAGCAGCAUUAGCAGCACUAGCACCAGCAGCAGCAGCAGCGACGUCGCGCCGCCCGAUAAAUCGUCGGCGGUGCAUGCCGCCGCGGCCGCAGCCGGCGGCGCCGCCCUGCCCUCCAGAGUCAUCCUCCUGGGCAUUGACCCCGACGGCGCCGGCGCGAUAGCGGUGCUGUCCUGGGGCCGCGACGCGAUCGAGGCCGCCCCACAGCAGCAGGAGCAGCACGAGCAGCAGGAGCGGGAGCACGAGCAGCAGGGGCAGCAGGAGGCGGAGGUCGCGCACGCAGGACAGCCACCGCAGAAGCGGACCCGGGGGCGCAAGGUGGUCAUUGCCCUGGCAGCGGAGGAGGUGCAGGCGAGAGGCGCGUCUCGCCGUCGUCUCCAGCAGCAACAGCAGCAGCAGCAGCAGCAGCAGGAACAGCAGCAGCAGCGGCAGCAGGCGGAGGAAGGGUGGCGGCUCGCCGAGGGCGCGGCCCCCAGGGUCCAGAUCUUCGACAUGCCGAUGUUGAUUGACCUCCUGCCCCCGAAAACGAAAGGCGGGCCGCCCCGGAAACGCAAGCGGCUGGAUGUGGGGGCAGUGACCGCGCUGGCCUGGCAGCUGGUCGCGGAGCACGACCCGGCCGGGGGCCGCGCCAGCGGCAACGGCGGCAAUAAAGGCAGUGGCAGCAGCAAUGGCAGCAUCAACGGCAACGGCAGCAGCAACGGCAGCAGCAGCGGCCAUGGCAGCAGCCACGGCGGAGGCGUCCGCGGCGGCAGCGGGGACGGCGACGGCGCGGGCGUGGUCAUGCGCGCGUUCCUGGAAGUGGCGUCCAUUGGCCCUAUGACCGGCACGUUUGCCAUCCACAACCUGGGGUUCACCACGGGGGCCUUUGAGGGUGCCCUGUGCGCGGCCGGCAUCGAGGUGUGCACCGUGGCCGCGCGCGCCUGGAAGAAGGACGUGGCGCUCAUAAGGGCCGACAAGGGCGACAGCCGCGCGCUGGCGGCGCGCGCGUUCCCGGAGAGCGCUGGCCUGGUCAGCCGCAUCAAGGACCACGGCCGCGCCGAGGCUCUGCUCAUAGCCGCGUGGGGCGCAGGGCUGCGCGCGACGGAGCGCGGCGGGCCGCUGUCGUGGGGGCCGCCGCGGCGCGCGCUUAUGGACGGGUGCCUGCACGUGCUCACGCCCUCGCGCCACGCGGCACGCGGCGGGAGCGGCGACGGGAGGCCUGCGGGGCCGGCGCUGCUUGAGGCGGUGAUUGGGCGGCGCGGCAAGGCGGCGGCGGGGGCGGAUGGGACCCGCGGUCGCGGCGCGGGGCGGCGGCGGAAGGCUGCAGAGGGGCGGCAAGGAGCAGAUGAGGCAGGGAUGGAACAGCAGGAGCAGCAGCAGCAGGAGGAGGAGGAGGAAGAUAGCCUAGAAGCGGGACAGGAGGACGAGGAAGAGGAGGAGGGUGGACUAGUGGCGGGACACGAGCCGCAGGAGGGGGGGGAGGAGGAGGGGCCAGCGGCCCAACGCAGGCGGCGACCGCGCGCCGCCCAGCGGCGGGCCACCACAUCACUGGCGGCCGCGGCGGCGCCGUCUCGCAGCACCGAGCGCGUGGCCAAGGCCCGCAAGACGGCGGCUGCCAAAGCGGUGGCGGCGGGCGGCGACGGGUGA